Penicillium bovifimosum is the source of this 1425-nucleotide messenger RNA. RefSeq lists its product as uncharacterized. The transcript has 2 exons. Gene Ontology annotation, cellular component: nucleus. The record is from RefSeq and is a predicted model, not a curated record. NCBI's taxonomy places the organism in Eukaryota, Fungi, Ascomycota, Eurotiomycetes, Eurotiales, Aspergillaceae. Gene Ontology annotation, molecular function: DNA binding. The coding region runs from base 1 to 1425 and encodes 474 amino acids.
AUGCCACCGAUUCGCUCUCAGGGCUCUAGAAACUUGACAGGGCAUGAGAGUAGAAUCUCACUAGCAAUCCAGGCUUUCAAGAAUGAAGAAAACGCAACGUUAUCCGAAGUUGCACGCCGUUUUGAUAUACCGCGUUCGACUCUAUGCGGCAGGCUAUCUAGCAGUACAGAACGAGCUGCUGGACGCGCUAAACAUAAAUUGACUGAAAUUGAAGAGGAAACUCUUCGGAAAUGGAUUGUCUCACUUGAUGAUCGCGGAGCAGCGCCCCGGUUCACUACCAUACGAGAAAUUGCGAAUAUGCUUCUUGCGGCGCGCGGAACGACACCGGUUCAAACUGUCGGGGAAAAAUGGGCUUACAACUUCGUGAAAAGGCAUCCCGAACUUUCACAGCGACUCUCAAGACGCGCUAAUCCCGAGCGAGCAACGCGUGAUGUGCUAAGAAUCAUCGGUGAAUGGUUUGCACUCGUUCAAAAAACUCGCCUCGAGAAUGAUAUCGAUCCCGACGAUAUCUAUAACUUCGCCGAGAUUGGUUUCGCGUUGGGAUCAACAGAGCCCAUGGUCGCUACGAGAAGUGGAUACUGUGGAUACUACGAUCAACCUUCACUUUCACGUUGCGAGUGGGUGACCGCUAUCGAAUGUACGAAUGCUUCGGGGUGGGCGCUCCCUCCCUGCGUGGUUCACAAAGGCAGAGACAUUACCAAAUCUGGGCUUGCCUGUGUCCCCGAAGAUUGGCGAGUCGAAAUAAGUCCGAACGGUUGGACGUCCGAUGAAAUUAAUCUUCGUUGGCUUGAAAAACUCUUUAUUCCAUCGACUACUUCGCGUGUGAAGGGACGUAUCGGCUGUUUUGCGAAUCUCGAGCGUUCCUACGAUCGGGUGGUUGAUUACAAACUGGGUCGCGGGAUCACCCAGUAUACCCAGUAUCCCAAGGUUGAUUUCAUCAUGUCAUACCCCCUCUCACGAGACGUGACAUUUAAGCCAGAAACCAUCAAAAACAGCUUCGCAGCCGCUGGUUUGGUGCCUUUCUCCCCUGACCGGGUACUCUCAAAACUCAAGGAUCGCAUUCGAACCCUGACACUCCCUCGGAGCGGGGGUAACGAAUCAAGUCGGCAUUCCACCCCAGAAACCCCUUCUACCGAAAACGAACUACGUCAAGAGGCUUCACCAAUCAGUGCUCGAGUUCGUACGGCUUCAUCUAGUCCACGGAGCCUGUCUGAUGACGCGAUGAAUCAGGCAUUUGAAGGUCACCACCGCGUGAUAGAAGGCGUCACGAACUUAGCAAAGGAAAACCGCGACUUACGCGCCGCCCUCCAGAGGGAGAGACAAAAACGGUGGUCGAAUAAGGAGUUUGCUUGGGAAGGGGGUAUCACGGGUGAAAAGUAUCGUGAGCUACUUGCGCAGGGAGUCAUUUGCCCAAAAAGCCCGUAA